Molecule: messenger RNA, 1062 nt
Organism: Tetrahymena thermophila SB210
Lineage: Eukaryota; Ciliophora; Oligohymenophorea; Hymenostomatida; Tetrahymenidae
Exons: 2
Source: RefSeq, a predicted model, not a curated record
AUGACUAUGAUUAAGAAUAAUAAAGCAUUAAUAGGAGGUGGAUUAAGAAUCGUUUAGACAAAUUAAAAAAAGCUUUUAUUGCCUUAAAAUUUUCCAUUCUCCAACAAUAUUUUCGAAAAUAAAGCAGAGAUUUAUGGUGAUGAUAGUACAUCUUAUCUCUAAAAUAUAAUUAUUAAAAACAAUGAUAAUACAAAUGAAGAAUCGUUCACAUUUUACUAAAAUUAAAGUAGUGUACCUAAAAAAUUUUAGAAUGACUAUUCAAGAUAUGCUGAAUUGAGAUAAUUCAGAAGUGGAGGGCUAAUUAACUUUAAAAUGUAUAUUGUAGAUGAAUAAAAUAGAUAUCUGAGCUUCUCAAAUGAAAAGCUAAUACUAGGCUUAUAUCCAAAAGAUAUAGAUUAAGAGUUAAAUACUAUUUAAAUUUCAAUUUAUUAGCUCAAUUCUACUGAAAGCUAAAUGUUUGGAUAGAAUACUAUAAAUUACUUUCAAUAUAAUUCUCUCGACUAUUCAUUUGAAAUGAAUGAAAUAACAGUUAUUGGAAAUCUUAAUAAAGUUCAAUUCUUUUAUAUUAAUUCAACUAUAUAAACAAACUCACUUACUAAAUAACCAAUCCUUUUAUCGAUAGAAUUCAGAAAUUGUAAAUUAGGAGAGGUCAUUUAAUAAAUAUCAAUAAAUGCAUCAAUUGCCCAUAGUCUGCUUUAAUGUGCAAAGGAGAUAUAAUAGAAUUAAAAAAUGGUUUUUGGAGGCACAAUAAUUACACAGAUGAAAUAAUAGAGUGUGAUCCUAUUAUAAAUUCAUGCUAGGCAGAAAACCCUAAUAGCAUCAAUUACUGUAAAGCUGGGUAUCUAGGACCUAUUUGCCUAUAGUGUGAUAUUUUAGGUGAAGUUUGGUAAGGCUACCGAUAUUCACAAUCUCUCUCAAAAGGAUUUUGUGAUAUUUGUGGAUCAUAACUUAAAUAAUGGGGUUUUAUGCUUUUAAAAAUUGUAAUUUUAGAGGCCUACUUCUUGUAUGCUUUGGGAGUUUUCAUCCAAAAAUUUAAACAUUCACAAACAUGUUAUUAUUUGA